Molecule: messenger RNA, 2211 nt
Organism: Ochotona princeps (American pika)
Lineage: Eukaryota; Metazoa; Chordata; Mammalia; Lagomorpha; Ochotonidae
Gene: RASGEF1B
Product: RasGEF domain family member 1B
Exons: 18
Coding region: 305-2056 (583 amino acids)
Biological process (GO): Ras protein signal transduction; positive regulation of GTPase activity
Cellular component (GO): plasma membrane
Molecular function (GO): guanyl-nucleotide exchange factor activity
Source: RefSeq, a predicted model, not a curated record
CAGGGCGCCUGUGACAUUCAGCGGGAAAGGCGAGCGCGGACUGUGGCGCCCCGGCUCCCGCCGCCGCCGCCGCCCACCACGCUGCGCGCCCCGCGCUGGCCCGGGCACUGCCGAGGACGGGCGGCAGGCGCACUCUGCACGCUCGACCCGGGCUGGCCUGGCCCGGCCACCGCCGCCGCGGACAGCUCCCAAACCCCGGCCCCGGCGCCUGCCCUAGGCGGCCGGAGCCUCCGGCUCGGGCUGUGGCGCAGCACAAGGACAGGAGCCGCGCGCCAGGAGAGGGACCCUGCCCCCGCGCUCGUAUAUGGCAAAGUUUCUCGCCGGGCUCCUGAGCUGCACGUUGCCACGCAAGGGCGCCUCUCCCAUGUUCGAGUCCCAAAGUCACUCCCAGGUUGGCCUGAAAUCAAGCACCAAGCAAAAGACUACGAAAUUCAGCACCGUGGCCAGUGAGAAGUCCUUAUCUACCUGCAGAAAGGAACAGCCAUGGAAGCCUUCUGUGUACAGCAGCCUGACUCCAGCCUGCUUUAUGAGCCCACUGAAUGAGAAGCAAACAGGCAAAGAAAACAAGAAGAAAAUAAAUGCGAGAGAAAUGCUACAUCCACCACUGGAAGGGAUGACACUUUGUGGGGAAAGCAUGCCUCAGACGCCUCCCUUCUCAGCAAUGUUUGACAGCAGUGGCUACAACCGAAACCUGUACCAGUCUUCAGAGGACAGCUGUGGAGGGCUGUACUACCAUGACAACAACCUGCUGUCGGGUUCCCUGGAGGCCCUUAUCCAGCACUUGGUACCCAACGUGGAUUAUUAUCCCGACAGAACAUACAUCUUUACCUUCCUGCUCAGUUCUCGGCUGUUUAUGCAUCCCUAUGAGCUCAUGGCCAAAGUGUGCCACUUAUGUGUGGAGCAUCAGAGACUAAGUGAUCCUGAGAGUGAUAAGAGCCAGAUAAGAAAAAUUGCACCUAAAAUUCUCCAGCUUUUGACAGAGUGGACAGAAACAUUUCCUUAUGAUUUCCGAGAUGAAAGAAUGAUGAGAAACUUAAAAGAUCUGGCUCACCGAAUAGCCAGUGGCGAAGAGCAGACGUACCGGAAGAACGUGCAGCAGAUGAUGCAGUGUCUGAUCCGCAAGCUUGCCGCGCUCAGCCAGUACGAGGAGGUGCUGGCAAAAAUCAGCUCCACGUCCACGGAUCGGCUCACCGUCCUCAAGACCAAGCCGCAGUCCAUCCAGAGGGAUCUCAUCAGUGUGUGCAGCGACCCGUACACGCUGGCCCAGCAGCUGACUCACAUAGAGCUGGAGAGGCUCAAUUACAUCGGACCAGAAGAAUUUGUCCAGGCGUUCGUGCAGAAGGACCCUUUGGACAAUGACAAGAGUUGCUACAGUGAACGGAAGAAAACCCGAAACUUAGAAGCCUAUGUGGAAUGGUUUAAUCGCCUGAGCUACUUGGUUGCCACGGAAAUCUGCAUGCCUGUAAAGAAGAAGCACCGAGCAAGGAUGAUUGAGUAUUUCAUUGACGUAGCACGGGAGUGUUUCAACAUUGGCAACUUUAACUCCUUGAUGGCAAUCAUCUCUGGAAUGAACAUGAGCCCAGUCUCUCGACUAAAAAAAACCUGGGCCAAAGUGAAGACAGCCAAGUUUGACAUUCUUGAGCAUCAAAUGGACCCUUCAAGCAAUUUCUAUAAUUACCGCACGGCUCUCCGAGGAGCAGCACAACGGUCUUUAACUGCUCAUAGCAGCAGAGAGAAGAUUGUGAUACCAUUCUUCAGUCUCUUAAUCAAAGACAUUUAUUUCCUCAAUGAGGGCUGUGCCAACCGCCUUCCUAAUGGUCAUGUCAAUUUCGAGAAAUUUUGGGAGUUGGCCAAACAAGUGAGUGAGUUUAUGACUUGGAAGCAAGUGGAGUGUCCAUUUGAGAGGGACCGCAAGAUCCUGCAGUAUCUUCUCACAGUCCCGGUCUUCAGUGAAGAUGCUCUUUAUCUGGCUUCUUAUGAGAGUGAAGGUCCUGAAAACCACGUAGAAAAAGACAGAUGGAAGUCUUUAAGGUCCAGCCUCUUGGGCAGAGUUUAACAAAUGGGAGAUAAUUGUUGCUGCGCUGCUGCUGCUGCUGCUGCUGAGGAAUGCUGUACAUCCCUGAAGGGCUGGCUUUUGUUUUCUGGCAUCACAUUCCAGAACAAUCAGGAAAGACCCCACCUUCAGCAAAGCCGCGCACUCCUUGUCAGAGA